AUGCAAGGCCUCAAGCGGGCUGCCUUCCUCAUCCUCGCCGUCGUUGCUGAUAGCUCGCAUGGCUUCCAGUUCUUAGGAUCUCCUGCCCUCCGAGAUCCGGACGAUUACGUCCUCUACGAUGACAGGUGGGUGCAGCUGGGCCUCCUGUCUCUACUUGCCCUCCUGUCGGACUGGGCUUGCUUCGCCGCUGUAGGGGGGCCGAAGACGUGGGUCUCUUCCUUCCAUCACAAUCCAGACGAGCUGAUCGAUCUCUUCCUGUUCUCCAACGUGAUCAGCUGCUUCCUCUUCACCGAUGUCAGCAGGAGGUUCGGGCUCAAGAAGUCCGUCACCUGGGCUGCUGGCCUGAUGACCCUGGGGUGUGCGUUACGUUCAGGGCUGUCGUUUCUCCCUCCUUUCGACAGGUACGACUGGGUUGUGCCGGACUACCUCUUUGAGAUCACUGGCACAAUCCUCAUCGGAAUCGCCCAGCCGUUUUUCCAAUGCUCCCCUCCUCAGCUGUCCGCGACCUGGUUCGGAUCGAACGAGAGGGCGCUAGCCACGGCAGUUUGUCUGAAUGCAAACCAGCUGGGGAUUGCCACGGCGUUUGUGGUGGGUGGCACGAUGCUCAAUGGGAAAGUUCCGGAAGCGCUGGAUGAAUACCUAACCAUGAUCACCUUCGCGUCCCUUGCUGUCUUCGGAGGGACCGUCGCCUGGUUCAAGGACAGACCGCCGACGCCUCCGACAUCGUCUGCGGCCAGGGCGGCCAAGGAAGAGGACGCGCGACAGAAGGCUCUGGCUGAAGGAAAGGACGUGGGCCCCUUCUUCACGUAUCCGCAGACUGCUCUAUCGCUCCUGAGCAACAAGGGUUUUUUGCCGCCGCUUGCAGCCUUCGUGGCUUCUAUCGGCGUCACCAACGUUGUCUCAGCAUUCACCUCCGAGACCAUGCACAGGGCAGGUUUUGUUCGGGAGGCCAUCAUCGAUGAGAUAGGAGCUGGCUUCCAGGUGGCCAUCAUGUUGGGUGGGAUCCUCCUUGGACGAUACGUCGAUCGCACGAAGCAGUACAAGGGAGUCACGCUCGCCUGCUUCGGCCUCACCAUUUCCACUCUAUCCCUCCUGGGGAUCGCCGAGGGUUAUGACAUGAACUUGCCGGGCUGGGUGGUUGUGUCCAGCCUCAUCGCUCUCGGCGCCUCCGCCGGGCCUGUCCAGCCGAUCAAUGCCGAGCUUGCCGUGGAGGUGACCUACCCGUCCGACGAAAAUGCUGUCGAGGCGACGCAGCAGCUCUGCGGCAACUUUUUCUCGGCCCUGCUCGUUCCCAUCUGCGUGACAGCCUCUCAGCUGGACUUCAAGAUCCUGCCAGGCAUCGGACCCAACGAGGAUGUGCGAGGAGACACCCUCGUCCUCAUUGCCCUCGCCUCGGUGGUGGCGCUGAUUUUUUCGACCUUCAACGCCGAGCUCAAGCGAGAGGCGUUGGACUCUCACCAUCAUCACGAGUGAGGGCCACAGCAAUGAAGGGCGGGAGGAGGAGGAGGCGAUCGGACGCUUUUAACGCAUCUUCAGAGUAGCAUGUUGUACUCCCGGUCUUGUGACAUAUUUCUGAAAUAUCUC
Molecule: messenger RNA, 1584 nt
Organism: Guillardia theta CCMP2712
Lineage: Eukaryota; Cryptophyceae; Pyrenomonadales; Geminigeraceae
Exons: 9
Coding region: 1-1473 (490 amino acids)
Biological process (GO): transmembrane transport
Cellular component (GO): membrane
Molecular function (GO): transmembrane transporter activity
Source: RefSeq, a predicted model, not a curated record